GCACCAUCAGCCUUUAAUCCACCGCCACUCCAUCGCGCCCCCUUCCACCACCCCCCCUGGGCGACCAUUCGACACCGCACGCAUCACAUCGCAUCACAACGUUGACAGGGCACUGGCGCAGCUCGACAAAAACAUUCAUCGAGGAGCGCGGUUCGCCUUUCCCAACAAGACUCCAACGCGAAAUCCGACUUCCGCUUCUUCUUCCUCUCCACCGAAAUCCCCCCCCGGCUGCAGGCAUCGCGGCCGUCCACGCCCCUGCCAUCGCCGAACAAACCCUGCAGGCACCAAUCUCGCCUUUCCCCUGGGAGAUUUGAUGCCACUGCACCCUCUCCAUCUGAGCCGCGACUCACCUCUUGCAACGUGCCGUGUGCGCAGUUCCAUUUCGGUCGCCCUCUCCCCCUUCCUUUUGCCGCUGCGGAGCACCCCCCCAGCGCCAUUGGAUCCUCCUGCUUCACUCUGUGCGGCCACGGACACUCUGCCUCGCCUCGAGCUGGCGUCUUAUUACCGCUCGACGCUUCUCCGGCGAACAAGGAUCGACGGGUCGACGCAAUCUCGUCUGACGACUCUCUGAUCUCGCGCGCUUUCGACUUUGUCACGGGAAGGCUCUCACACGCGUGUUCUCGCGUAUCGACAACCGCUCCGCCGCACCCAAGCUUCCACGUUCGUACGCGACUGGCCCAGGCACAAAAAAAUCACUUUCGAUUUUAUGAUAUUUCGACGCGAUUGAGGGCACUCGUCACGGCCCUGCCGCUCCAAGGCCUCUGCUUCCCCGUGGAGCCGUCGCGCCAAACAGCAUCAACAUUUAUUUCUAAGUGCCUUUAGUGCACUCGCUCUUCACCAUGGACGCUCGGCCUUUCCGACCCCGUGGGUCAGAGAACAUAGUUCCUUCCAUACACCAUCGGCAUAGGUCGACUGGAAACCUCACUUCGGUGCCUGCACCCAGUACCGGCUUCCGAGGACCCGCCAAGCGCGCUGCCUUUGGCGACGUGACCAACUUGGCCAAGAACACCGCGGGCAUUCGAGACGACGUCAAAGCGCCCAAAGCUCAGUCCGUGGUGCUGCCUCCUCGUCACUCGCAUCCCGUGGCCGUGCUGAAUAAGGAGAAUAUCCCGUACAACGGCAAGGAAGCCUUUUCGCGCCCUGCACAACGAAACGCAGUCUUGGCGAGCAAACCCAAGCCCAUCGCUGAUGCCCGGCCGCCCGAGGCGGCAAAGCGGCCCGUGACGUCCGCCGCUGCCCUCGAGACACGCGACUAUUACCACGGCCAGGACGACCCAGCCGUUCCACAACAGAAAAGUCUGGCCGGGCCCGACAAAGCGGCCGACCUCUUGAUUUCCCAGGCGCUCAACGAGGGCUUGCCCUUGCAGCCACGACACCACAAAAGCCAGCCGCAGUUGAAACAGCAACAGCCUACGCUACGCAGGACUCAAAGCAAGCAGCUUGAGCGGGUAGACGUGGCGGCCACUGAUCGGGCAGCGAAUGGGAGCGUCGACGAGAUAGGCACUCUCUCCCGCCCGGGCGACCGCCCCUCUGCCUAUCCUGCACUGCCCUACUCUGCCGGCCCCUACGACCCUUUGCCGGAGCCGAGUCGCCACGAGGCUUACGCCGACGUGCACGUUAGGCUGCCCGAAAUCUCAGAGGAGCCCUAUCAAUCGGCGGUCUCGUACCGCGAGGGCCAGACGCCCGGUCUUUCGGAGCCUGAGGAGUGGGACGAGGAAGACGACGAGGACUACGACGACCAGGACCAGGCAUACACGACCGCACACUCGUUUCGGUCGCGCGACCUGACCACGGGCGGCGUUACAACACUUCUCGCUCCCCGUGUCACCUCUCGUGUGCAGCGGGAGCUCGAAGAGGCCAAGAUGGAGGUUGAGCGAACCCGCCCCGCCGAGGACAUCGAGGACGAGAUGUGGGACAUUAGUAUGGUAGCCGAGUACGGCGAUGAGAUUUUCGAGUAUUUCCGCGAGCUCGAGAUUAAACUGCUCCCGAACCCUCACUACAUGGAGAUUCAGACCGAGGUCCAGUGGUCCAUGCGAUCGGUGCUGAUGGACUGGCUGGUGCAGGUGCACAACCGGUUUAGCCUGCUGCCUGAGACGCUGUACCUCACGGUCAACUACAUCGAUAGGUUUCUCUCCAACAAAGUCGUCUCCAUUGGCAAGCUGCAGCUGGUCGGAGCGACGGCGAUCCUGGUGGCAUCCAAGUAUGAGGAGAUCAACUGCCCCUCGCUGGAGGAGAUUGUCUAUAUGGUAGACGGCGGCUACAGCGUGGAGGAGAUCCUCAAGGCUGAGCGGUUCAUGCUCAGCAUGCUUGGCUUCGAGCUCGGAUGGCCGGGACCUAUGAGCUUCCUGCGGCGCGUCAGCAAGGCGGACGACUACGACCUGGACACGCGUACGCUGGCAAAGUACUUUCUUGAGUUGACCAUUAUGGACGAGCGCUUUGUCGCCUCGCCGCCCAGUUUCCUGGCGGCCGGGGCCCACUGCCUGUCAAGACUGAUUCUGAAUAAGGGUGAAUGGACAAAGCAGCAUGUGCACUACUCGGGAUACACGUGGGUGCAAGUCAAGCCGCUCGUGGCCAUGAUGAUUGAGUGUUGCGAGAACCCCCGCCUGCACCACUCGGCCGUGUACGAGAAGUACAAGGACAGACGAUUCAAGGAGGCGUCGACGGUUGUGCAGCGUGCCCUGGACGCGGGCUUCAAGCUGCCACACCACAGCAUCCCCAUCCGCACCAGCCGAUCGCGACCGGUUCAUGUCGAGCAGCAUACUUCUGAGCGCGCUUCUUACACUAAUGGGCUCCUGGUGUCCACGGAAGGAUAGUUUGGAGCCAACGCACUUGCACGUCGUGCCAUUUUGGAAGAGUACUGCGGCCAACCUGAGCAAGGCCGCCGCUUUGCAACAACAAUCAACUCUUGCUGGCCCUCUACUGGUGUACGGUGGAUGAAACGGGUAAACCCGAAGGCAUAAUGGUAAUACGUCGAGUCGACGGUGGCAUCAUCUCCCGCGCGGCGGUCCAAGACAAUGGUCUUGGCACGUCGCAAAACAUUACAUCUUAACGACAUUCAUGAACUAUUUCCACAUCUUUUUUGCAAGCGAGCGUUUCCGGCGGACGGAACCGCGCGCUCAUAUCUGGCGUUUAUGGACAUGGUGGUUUAGAGGCGGGGGGAGCUCUGGAAAGAAGCUCGCUCUCUGGGGGUACGCUGGGACGGGAAAGAGUAGCGUUCCUGCAGAGGGAGGUGGGCGUGUGUCGGCGUCAAGAGGCAUGAGAUGGAUGGGGGGGGGGGAGAGAGUGAGAGAGGGAGGAGGGACCGAGAUGGCAGCCGAGCAUGC
This is a messenger RNA of Purpureocillium takamizusanense, 3323 nucleotides long. RefSeq names its product B-type cyclin (gene CLB4). Gene Ontology annotation, biological process: mitotic cell cycle phase transition; regulation of cyclin-dependent protein serine/threonine kinase activity. Gene Ontology annotation, cellular component: cyclin-dependent protein kinase holoenzyme complex; nucleus; cytoplasm. NCBI's taxonomy places the organism in Eukaryota, Fungi, Ascomycota, Sordariomycetes, Hypocreales, Ophiocordycipitaceae. The record is from RefSeq and is a predicted model, not a curated record. The transcript has 4 exons. The coding region runs from base 840 to 2813 and encodes 657 amino acids. Gene Ontology annotation, molecular function: cyclin-dependent protein serine/threonine kinase regulator activity.